CCGCACGCACCGGAGCAGCAGCGGUGAGUGUUUCCUCUGUCACGCACGGCUUGAACCAAAAGAGACACACCGGCUAUGGACAGGUUGGCAGAGCGGAUUCCCAGCCACGGAUCGGGCUGGUGAGCGGGUCGAUAACCUUCACCUCGGAGAGAGGCGGGGACGUGGCUGCUAGAUAUUUUACGCACCGGCAUGCCACUGCGCUGCUGCCGGGACUACAGAGGCUGGAGCGCAACACGCUGAGAGACAUAUUUACAAUAGAAACUCAAUUCCUUCGCAGGGGAGAAUAGCAGGAGGGAGGAGGAGGAGUGAAAGAUAACACUGGAAUGAAGUGGACCUCGACAUUCCCAGCGUGCUGCGGAGUUGUGACUGAUGGAUGAACGUGGUCAUCUGUAGGGAGGGGGGGGAUCUACAGCGACAGGUACAGACACCGCCAGGAGAGAGAGGUCUGACAAAGACAUCAGCCGCCGCAUCGUGUCUCCACAGCAAACUGGUUAGAUCUGUUCCACAGCGCAUCAGAUCGCAUCGCCGAGUCGACCUCCGUGGAGCAUCAGAGGCCGUGAAGGGCUGUGGGUGUCUGAGCCACAGGUCAUCCAGGACACUCGGGGCUGCGCUCCGUCCACAUCCCGUCAACAACAACGGGGAGAACCCGGGGGAGCUCCUGCGGACAGUUCAGUGAAGGACCCGCGGGUGUGGAGCAUUUCGUGUUGUCCAGCGGGACAUGUAUCUGGCAUCGACCUCACAUGCUCCCGACUGAUCGUUGCUCACCUUCCCACCGCGCUUAAAGGCUGCCAGGCGCACCGUGCGCCCGACUUGUUCCGAGUUCCUCGGCCGCACUCCGUCCGCUGUUGUCCGCUCACCGAUCAGAAUGGCGGGACUCGCUUGUUGGAAGUAUUACCUCUGGAUCUUUAUUUUACUGUGCAGGUCGGCGCUACCUUCGGCGAAGUUGAUGGAGUCUAUAAUCUGGAGCUCGCAGAAUCCCAAGUUUGUGACUGGAAAGGGUCUGGUGAUCUACCCAGACAUCGGGGACAAGCUGGACAUCAUCUGUCCCAAGGCCGACCAGGGCAGAGAGUAUGAGUUCUACAAGCUGUACCUGGUGAAGAGGGAGCAGGCAGAGGCCUGCAGUACAGUCCUCGAUCCCAACGUCCUGGUCAACUGCAACAAGCCCGAGAAGGACAUCAAGUUCACCAUCAAAUUCCAGGAGUUCAGCCCCAACUACAUGGGUCUGGAGUUCAAGAAGAACGUGAACUACUACAUCACCUCAACCUCCAAUGGCACAGUCGAGACCCUGGAGAACCGCGAGGGGGGCGCGUGCAAGAGCCGAUCCAUGAAAGUCAUCAUGAAAGUCGGACAAGUUCCAAAUGCGGUGAAUCCCGUGGCGCCAGAGACUCCUGAAGACAACGCCAUACCGGAGUCCAGUCCCAGCCGCCCACCUGACCAAGGGGGGCCCGAGAUGCCAGGAAACCCUGACACCAUGAAUCAGGACCAGGGUUCCUCGUCCAACUCGGACAGCAUCUUCGGAUCCAAGAUGGGCCUGUUCCUCGCCAUUGGCGCAGGCUGCAUCAUCUUCCUCCUGCUCAUCCUCCUCCUCGUCAUCCUGCUCAUCAAGAUGCGCAAGCGGGCUAGGAAAAACGCCCACUCCCAGCCCCGCCCCUCGGCGCUGUCGCUCAGCACGCUGUCCAAUCCCAAGAUGCCCGGGGGCACAGCUGGCACUGAGCCCAGCGACAUCAUCAUUCCGCUGCGGACAGAGAACAACUACUGCCCUCACUACGAGAAGGUGAGCGGCGACUAUGGCCACCCCGUCUACAUUGUCCAGGAGAUGCCCCCGCAGAGCCCCGCCAACAUCUACUACAAAGUCUGACAUGCUCCGCACAGCCCGCGACAGCCAGGAGAGAGAAAGGAGGAGCGCUUGAUUUAUGUUCCUGGGAAGAACACCUUCCUUUGCAUUCUGGGGACUUGAUGCUUCUGCAAGCCCCUGUUAUUUCUACCACCUGCUGCACAAAUCUGGAGAGACACACACUGACCAGUAACCAGCGGGGUUGUGAGCUGACUGAUGAGAGGUUUAUUCUGUUUGUUUGGGUUUGUCUGAAAAUCCCCACCCUCCUCUUCCUCCUCCUCCUCCUCCUCCUCCCUUCACCUCCCGACUUCUACGUCUCCCUGCUGUGCGCCAACAGGGGGGCAGGGCUGGAGCAAACCAACAGAUGGAACUUUAGCUUCCUAGUUUGCUGUCCCCUUUAAUGGGCAGGAUAUAACUUAUCUCAGUUCCCUGAAGUACAGUCUGUGCUACACCCAAUUAAACACACCACCCGAGCACACAUAGCCAGGAGCGGGCAGACACAGGCCCCAAACGCCACUCAGCCUGCAGUUUGUGUGUGCAAGCAUAAAAUGUGUGUGUGAGAGUGUGUGUGUGUGUGUGUGUGUGUGUGUAUGUGUGUGUGUGUGUUAGUCAGGGCUCCGCGCUGGACCAGGAAACUCUCCAGAUAGCUCAGGUAUCAGACACAGUGUGUGAAAUGAUGUGUUCCUCUCCCUUCGCACCUCUGAUGUUUGCCUUACUUACUAUUUUUGAUGGAGGAUUUCCUCGAACCCUGCGUCAGUUCACAAAGCAGUUGUAUUUUGUUAGACUUUUCCUACCAGUGCACAAUGUAUAGAGUUGAAUAGAUCAUCGUUAUUACCCCCCAUCUUCUCACUCACCCACGUCAUCCAUUGCAUUCAAUCUUUGUCCUCCCCCAAAAUUAUGACCUUGCCCUGGACUGUUGAAGUCGAGGUGUGUACGUGAACGUGUAUAUUAGUAUUUGUACAUGUGUGUGCUCCUGGGAAUACUACCCUCUCCACUGGUCUGAUGGGAGCUUUACCAUUGCCCUGGUAUUUAUGACCUACUUGUGUGUAUCUGUGUCCCCUGGGAGUAUAUGUGUGUGUGUGUGUGUGUGUGUUUGUGUUUGACAUGUCUAGACCAGUCUAGUAUCCGGGCAGACUUAUUGGCUUAGGGGUAAAACUGUAAGUUACUGUAUCGUGCGCUUCAAAAACAAGACGGACAGACUAACACUCUGAAGAGACAGACAUGCCUGAGAUCUCACAACACCAAUCUAACGCUCUGGCUGGCGUCAACUGAAGGUUUUCGCUUUUUUCCGCGUGUGUGUGUCUGAUGAGCUUUCAGGCUUUGAAAAAAAAAAAAAAUAGCAGGCAGGUUGAUAUUUGUUUGUUCCAGCUUCUGGUGCUACAGUGUUAGGAUCAAAUGGUUCGCCGCAUGCCUGCUGCUAGGCGAGGUGGGACGUAGGCUGGGUGCUCGCCGCUGAUUGGCUGGCCUACAUAGGUAAGGAUGCCCUAUAUAUAAAGUUGGAUGGCGAGCCGCGGCGGAACAUCGAGAUGCAUUAUUGUCCGAUGCCAAUUGGCUGCCAUCUGUGGAUGAGUCAGUGGAGUGUGCAGUCAGUGGUGUCGCCAGCAUGUGACUAAUCUAUGUGCCAUCUCCAGUGCCCACACUCACCAGCCGGGGAGGAGAGAGGGAGAGAGGGCGAGAGAGAUAGAGAGCGAGGGGGGGAUGAGGAGAAAAUGUUCCUGUGACUUGGCUUUAACCCGAGAGGGAAGAUGGCAGUGGGAAUGGGAGGUGGGGUGAAGGGGGUGGGGGCGGGUGGGGGGUAGUUUAACAUUCUUUAUUAUCUUUUUCUUUUUUUUUCAUCCUCUCACCAGUUGUGCUGUGAAUGGAAAAUGCUGUGCAGAAUAUUCCUCAGUCAAGGUGUUCAGCCGGCCGAGGGAACUGCAGCUCAGCUAUCACACAGCCCAGGGCAGCGGCACCGAGGCAGGAUUUACUGCAGCCGGAGGUGUGCACACUAAAAGCUCCCCUUUUAGGUGUGGGGGGGAGGGGGGAGGUGGGGGACGGCAGGUGAUUGAAUCUGUCUGUGUGAACAUGUAGGUGCUUCUACAUGUGCUUACAUGUGCUUAAAUUCGCAGUUGCUCCCUCCACGUGUGUGUGUAGGUGUAUAUAUGUGUGUGUGUGUGUGUGUGUGUGGAAGCUUCUGUGGUCUCGCCGCUGAACACACUUGUUUCGGGGCCUGGAAGGUGGAGCGCUCUCCGACAGUGUGGCUGCCAGAGUGCGGAGCGCCGCAGUCCCGCCUAAUGAUGUGUGAGAGGAGAGCAGGGGGAGAUAAGAGCGGCCAUUCCUCAGCAUGCAGACGCGAGCUGACGUUUGAUGCCCAUGUGCACACACACACACACACACGCGCCGGCACACCGAGACUGACGGGUUCAGGUUUUUAUCUCCAGUCAAACGGUCGCACUGCCGGUGAAUGUUUACUCACCGGGCGGAGGGGGGCCUAUCAUCCGCUGCCACAAACUAUUGCCAUCCGCAGACACACACUGCUGGGAUAGAAAAAAGAGCAGCCCAGCCUGAAGACUCGGGGAAGACUCCGAUAGCUUUUCUCUCGUGUCGUUAACCUUGGAGUUAACAACCUAAGCAGAUGCUCGUGCUUCUCGCGGCCCUGUGUUUUAACUCAGCAUGCAGCCCUCGGCGGCCCCUCUGUGAAACACAUCCAGAUCACAUAUUUUUGUUUCGGGCCGAUGCGCAUCCAUUCACCUAAACCAGCCAAGGGAGUCAUUACCAAAUUACCACAAACCAUAUCUCAUUUUCAUUCAUUCUCGUGACCACUUCACGUUGUUCAAAUUUGGGGGGUAGAAAAAAACAAACUCAAGAGGAGAUAUCUGAGAAAUGUAAAUAUAUGGAUAGAGCCCAAUUUAAGAUGUAAUUUCACCUGAACACUGCUCAUAAAAAAAAUUUAAGAUUAGAUUUUUGUAAUGGAGGAUGUUUGUAAAUAGCUGUCUUUUUAAAAGUGUGUUUUGUAUGAAUCCUUGCAUUUUUGUCUCUGUUUGCAAUAUGAUUUGAUUUCAUUUUCUUUUAGGGUUAAAACCGAUUAUUGCAACGGACACACGAGCUGUCUUUUGAUUUGCAGUGUCCAGUAUUGUCAAAAAAGUCUUUGUUACCACACGUGUUAUAGAGAAAAAAAGAGAAAAACACAAAAACCCGGGGGUUCAGAGUUUUAACAUCGCCAUUCAACAGGAUCCUAGCUGCUCAGAAACUGUUCAGGACGGAAGCAGCUUUGAAAUGGAGAAGUCAUGAUAAUGAUAAGAGCUCCUUUCCCUGUUGGAGACAGCACCCAACUCUGCAUAUGAAGACUGUGUUAUUCCACUGCCUUUGAGCUAUACCCACACCUUCCACUCCAUUAUGAGAUGUAACAAAAACAUUUUUGGUCCACAAUGAUUAAUCUUCUCUCCAUUUUUAAUAAGGCCAGACGAAGAGAGAGAGACGGAGAGAGAGCAAACGGGAGGGGGGGAGAAAAGGAGAGGAACAUAGAAAAAAGGGGGCCACGUAUGAGAGUGUGACCGCUGCACUCGCCAAUAAAUCAUCCGGUUUACACCACUCAUUAUCUCCCAGGCGGUCCUUUGUUUUAAAGUUGCUCUCUCUCCUUCGCUUUCUCUCCCUCCGCCCCCCUCCUUUGUCAUCUCUCUUUUUCCUAAUUUAGCACAAGGAUGUCGGUCGCUCAUGGUCUGAGUCACACCGUAGGUUGAUUUCUGCUAUUGUUCAAAGCCACAGUAUUAUUUUUCAAUGUGCAUGUGUAAGCAAAAACCUGUUGAAUUUGUUUUCCCUUUGUUUGAAUCAUAACUGUCAAGUUUUGUUAUUUUAUUUCUUUUAUUUUUUGCCAUUCACUUUUUUUUCGCCGCUUCUCAGCGUAACCUAUUGGCACCAGCUACAAUGGAUAUAACGUUCCACCAGUUUGGAAACAUCCGCAUUAUUGAUAAAUAAAAUUUUUCCCAUGGAAAAA
This is a messenger RNA of Pleuronectes platessa (European plaice), 5807 nucleotides long. It is a transcript of the gene efnb1, whose product is annotated as ephrin-B1. The record is from RefSeq and is a predicted model, not a curated record. The transcript is spliced from 5 exons. NCBI's taxonomy places the organism in Eukaryota, Metazoa, Chordata, Actinopteri, Pleuronectiformes, Pleuronectidae. Gene Ontology annotation, biological process: axon guidance; ephrin receptor signaling pathway. Gene Ontology annotation, cellular component: plasma membrane. The coding region runs from base 866 to 1858 and encodes 330 amino acids. Gene Ontology annotation, molecular function: ephrin receptor binding.